Molecule: messenger RNA, 2127 nt
Organism: Emiliania huxleyi CCMP1516
Lineage: Eukaryota; Haptophyta; Isochrysidales; Noelaerhabdaceae
Exons: 8
Coding region: 22-1170 (382 amino acids)
Molecular function (GO): oxidoreductase activity
Source: RefSeq, a predicted model, not a curated record
GGUCGCUAAGCUUCUUGCGUGAUGCUGUCCACUUUUGUCGCCUCCUCGCUCAGCCUGUCGGCGCCGAUCGGCGUGAGCCGGGUCGCGCAGAGCCGCGUCGGCUGCACGCGCAUGUCGGACGACGAGCCGUGGAACUCCAACGCCCAGUCCUCCACCACGCUCGACAAGAGCACGCUCGAGGCUGCGUACGACGCGGCGAUGAAUGCGCCGGCGCCGGCCGCGGCGGGCGGCAAGCAGGACUUCCUGGAGGCGGAGCCGUACUGGGACCAGUCGACGAUCCCGGUCAACACGUACAAGAACAAGGCGCCCUUUGUCGGCAAGAUCGUCUCGACCAAGCGCAUCGUCGGCCCCGAGGCGACGGGAGAGACGUGCGACGUCGUCAUGUCGCACGGCGGCAAGAUGCCGUACUGGGAGGGCCAGUCGUACGGCGUCAUCCCGCCGGGCACCAACCCGAAGAACGGCAAGCCAAACUCGGUCCGCCUCUACUCGAUCGCCUCCUCGCGGUACGGCGACGACAUGACGGGCACGACGACGACCCUCUGCGUGCGGCGGGCAACCUACUGGUGCCCCGAGCUCAAGGCGGACGACCCCGCCAAGAAGGGCGUGUGCUCCAACUAUCUGUGCGACUCCAAGCCGGGCGACGACGUCAAGCUGACCGGCCCGUCGGGCAAGGUGAUGCUCAUCCCGGAGAAGGACCCGAACGUCGACCUCAUCAUGGUCGCCACCGGCACCGGCAUCGCGCCGUACCGCUCCUUCAUCCGCCGCCUCUUCGUCGAGGAGACGCCCUUCGGCGAGGCGUACACCAAGGGGAGCGGGCUCGCCUGGCUCUUCCUCGGCGUCGCCAACAGCGACGCGCUGCUGUACGACGACGAGUGGCAGUCCGUCCUCAAGGCGCACCCCAAGAACUUCCGGCUGGACUACGCCCUCUCGCGCGAGCAGAAGAACAAGGACGGCGGCAAGAUGUACAUCCAGGACAAGGUCGCGGAGUACUCGGACGAGAUCUUCACGCGGAUGGACAACGGCGCGCACAUGUACUUUUGCGGCCUCAAGGGCAUGAUGCCCGGCAUCACCGAGAUGCUCGAGGGCGUGUGCAAGGAGAAGGGGCUCAAGUGGGAGGACAAGCUGACGCAGUGGAAGAAGGCGGGGCAGUGGCACGUCGAGGUCUACUAGGCGGACGAGGCGACCCCCCUCACCCCCUGGACAGACCGCCGACCCCCGUACACUCUCGUCUCUCCGCCCCCUCUCCGCGCCUUUUCUCCUCCCCCCCCAUCUCCGACGGGAGAGCGUCUCGCAUUUGUGCGGCAGUUUAUCUCCGGGUCUCUGCGGGUGUGUGGUUGUGGGGCGACAGCGAGAGCGAUGAUGAUGUCUGUCGAAAAAUACGGAGAACGACGAAAAACCACCGGCGGGUCACCGGGGACCGGGGUCAGCGGCUCAGAGUUGCGAGCAGAGACGGCCCCUGACCGGUGGCGGCUGGCGCGGCGUCGGGGUGGGUCGUGCUAGUCACGGCUCACGGCGCGCGGGCAGUGGGGGCGGGCAGCCUGCAGUGGGGCGUGCUGCGGCACGUACCGGUACGACGUAGCGCAGAGCUCAGUGACUCUCCGCCCGCGGCGCCGGUGCGGCCCGUGCGGGCCCGCGGCAAGCCGCUGCCCGACACGCUGUGUGCGCUGGUCCGUGGUCGUCGAGCGGCUCGGCUGGCGUUCUCGCUAUCGAGAGCCUCUCUCUCUCCUAUAGGCCUCCUGCCCCGCCCGCCCUACUGGCUGCCGGGCUGCACCGACGCGAUCGGGACGAGUCGGACGAGGCGUGGCUCGUACAGCUCCUGGUUGCGCAUGUAGACGACGCCCCACAGCAUCUGGCUGAGCCACAGCUGGGAGUACUCGUUGGGCACGCAGCGCCGGACAGAGACGGGCGGCGGCGGAGGCAGCACGCCCGCGAGGGAGGUGGCGCGCAGCAUCCGCCGCACCUCGCGAGCACUGGCGGUGCCCGCCGCUCUCGCGCCCGCCGUCCGCGCCUUCGGCUCCACGGCGUCCAGAAACAAAAAGAUGGCCUGCAGCGGCAGCCGUGCCUUCCAGCCCUCUACCCACGCCGCCGUGGCCGCAAACGGCUCAGCAGCGGCUGCAUCGGCGUUGC